This is a messenger RNA of Chiloscyllium plagiosum (whitespotted bambooshark), 3144 nucleotides long. The record is from RefSeq and is a predicted model, not a curated record. NCBI's taxonomy places the organism in Eukaryota, Metazoa, Chordata, Chondrichthyes, Orectolobiformes, Hemiscylliidae.
AUGGCGGAGCCUGUAACCGAGACCCUGGAGUCUGUAACCGAGAUCCCAGAUCGUGUAACCGUGAUCCUGGAGCCUGUAACCGAGACCCCGGUGCUUGUAACCGAGAUCCCGGAGCCUGCAACUGAGAUCCCGGAGCCUGUUACCGAGAUCCCAGUGCCUAUCGCGGAGCGUGUAACCGAGAUCGCGGAGCCUGUAACCGAGAUCCUGCUGCCUGUAACCGAGAUCCCGGAGCCUGUAACCGCGAUCCCGGAGCCUGUAACCGAGAUCGUGGAGCGUGUAACCGAGAUCGCGGAGCCUGUAACCGAGAUCAGGGUGCCUGUAACCGAGACCCCGAAGCCUGUAACCAAGAUGGCGGAGCCUGUAACCGAGACCCUGGAGUCUGUAACCGAGAUACCUGAGCCUGUAACCAAGAUCCCGGUGCCUGCAACCGAGACCCCGGAGCCUCUAACCGAGACCUCAGAGCCUGUAACCGUGAUCCCGGAGCCUGUAACCGAGACCCUGGAGCCUGUAACCGAGACCCCGGAGCUUGUAACCGAGAUCCUGGUGCCUGUAACCGAGAUCCCGGAGCCUGUAAUUGAUCAUCCUGGUGCCUGUAACCGCGAUCCCGGAGCCUGUAACCGAGAUCCCGGAGCCUGUAACCGAGAUCCGGAGCCUGUAACCGAGAUCGCGGAGCCUGUAACAGAGAUCCCGGUGCCUGUAACCGAGAUCCCGGAGCCUGUAACCGAGAUCGCGGAGCCUGUAACUGUGAUCCCGAAGCCUGUAACUGAGAUCCUGGAGCGUAUAACCAAGAUCCCGGUGCCUGUAACCGAGAUCCCGGAGCCUGUAACCGCGAUCCCGGUGCCUGUAACUGAGAUCCAGGAGCCUGUAACCGAGAUCCCGGUGCCUGUAACUGAGAUCGCGGAGCCUGUAACCGAGAACACGGAACCUGUAACUGAGAUCCCGGAGCCUGUAACUGAGAUCCUGGAGCCUGUAACCGUGAUCCCGGAGCCUGUAACCGAGAUCGCGGAGCCUGUAACCGUGAUCCCGAAGCCUGUAACUGAGAUCCCGGAGCGUGUAACCAAGAUCCCGGUGCCUGUAACCGAGAUCCCGGAGAGUGUAACCGAGACCCCGGAGCCUGUAACCGAGACCCCGGAGCCUGUAACCAAGAUCCUGGAGUGUGUAACCGAGAUCCCAGAUCGUGUAACCAAGAUCCCGGAGCCUGUAACCGAGAUCCCGGAGAGUGUAACCGAGAUCCUGGAGCCUGUAACCGAGAUCCCGGAGCCUGUAACCGAGACCCCGGAGCCUGUAACCGAGAUCCUGGAGUAUGUAACCGAGAUCCCGGAUCGUGUAACCGAGAUCCUGGAGCCUGUAACCGAGAUCCCGGAGCGUGUAACCGAGAUCCCGGAGCUUGUAACCGAGAUCCUGGAGCCUGUAACCGAGUUCGCGGAGCGUGUAACCGAGAUCGCGGAGCCUGUAACCGAGAUCCUGCUGCCUGUAACCGAGAUCCCGGAGCCUAUUCCGGAGCCUGUUACUGAGAUCCCGGUGCCUGUAACCGAGACCCCGGAGCCUGUAACCAAGUUGGCGGAGCCUGUAACCGAGACCCUGGAGUCUGUAACCGAUAUCCCGGAUCCUGUAACCGAGACCCCGGAACCUGUAACCGAGAUCCUGGAGUGUGUAACCGAGAUCCCAGAUCGUGUAACCGUGAUCCUGGAGCCUGUAACCGAGGUCCCGGAGCGUGUAACCAAGAUCCCGGAGCCUGUAACUGAGAUCCUGGAGCAUGUAACCGCGAUCCUGGAGCCUGUAACCGUGAUCGCGGAGCCUGUAACUGUGAUCCCGAAGACUGUAACUGAGAUCCUGGAGCGUGUAACCAGGAUCCCGGUGCCUGUAACCGAGAUCGCGGAGCCUGUAACCGCGAUCCCGGUGCCUGUAACCGAGAUCCAGGAGCCUGUAACCGAGAUCCCGGUGCCUGUAACCGAGAUCGCGGAGCCUGUAACCGAGAUCGCGGAGCCUGUAACCGAGAUCCCGGAGUCUGUAACUGAGAUCCUGGAGCCUGUAACCGUGAUCCCGGAGCCUGUAACCGAGAUCGCGGAGCCUGUAACCGUGAUCCCAAAGCCUGUAACUGAGAUCCCGGAGCGUGUAACCAAGAUCCCGGUGCCUGUAACCGAGAUCCUUGAGCCUGUAACCGACUUCGCGGAGCGUGUAACCGAGAUCGCGGAGCCUGUAACCGAGAUCCUGCUGCCUGUAACCGAGAUCCCGGAGCCUAUCGCGGAGCCUGUAACCGAGAUCCUGCUGCCUGUAACCGAGAUCCCGGAGCCUGUAACCGCGAUCCCGGAGCCUGUAACCGAGAUCGUGGAGCAUGUAAUCGAGAUCGCGGAGCCUGUAACCGAGAUCCUGCUGCCUGUAACCGAGAUCCCGGAGCCUAUUCCGAAGCCUGUUACUGAGAUCCCGGUGCCUGUAACCGAGAUCGUGGAGCAUGUAACCGAGAUCGCGGAGCCUGUAACCGCGAUCCCGGAGCCUGUAACCGAGAUCGUGGAGCAUGUAACCGAGAUCGCGGAGCCUGUAACCGAGAUCCCGGUGCCUGUAACCGAGACCCCGGAGCCUGUAACCAAGAUGGCGGAGCCUGUAACCGAGACCCUGGAGUCUGUAACCGAGAUCCCUGAGCCUGUAACCAAGAUCCCGGUGCCUGCAACCGAGACCCCGGAGCCUCUAACCGAGACCCCAGAGCCUGUAACCAUGAUCCCGGAGCCUGUAACCGAGAUCCCGGAGCCUGUAACCGAGACCCUGGAGCAUGUAACCAAGAUCCUGAAGCCUGUAACCGAGAUCCCGGAGCCUGUAACUGAGAUCCUGGUGCCAGUAACCGAGAUCCCGGAGCCUGUAACCAAGAUCCCGGAGCCUGUAACCGAGACCCUGGAGCCUGUAACCGAGACCCCGGAGCCUGUAACCGUGAUCCUGGAGCCUGUAACCGAGAUCCCGGAGCCUGUAACCAAGAUCCCAGGGCCUGUAACCGAGACCCUGGAGCGUGUAACCGAGACCCCGGAGCUUGUAACUGAGAUCCCGGAGCCUGUAACCGAGAUCCGGGAGCCUGUAACCGAGAUCGCGGAGCCUGUAACCGAGAUCCUGGAGCCAGACAAUGCCAAGCCGGUGGCUCGAGGAGCUGCAGAGUAA